Molecule: messenger RNA, 1831 nt
Organism: Cucumis melo (muskmelon)
Lineage: Eukaryota; Viridiplantae; Streptophyta; Magnoliopsida; Cucurbitales; Cucurbitaceae
Product: putative kinase-like protein TMKL1
Exons: 2
Coding region: 358-1431 (357 amino acids)
Biological process (GO): protein phosphorylation
Molecular function (GO): ATP binding; protein kinase activity
Source: RefSeq, a predicted model, not a curated record
UCAAAGAGUCUCUGCACAAACAUAGCCGUCAAUCAGCCAUGGCCAUCACAUGGCUCACAUCUGUCUUUUCUGCAAAAUUUCCCCUCUUUCUCUCUCUCUCUCUCUCUCUGCCUUCUGAACUGACCCAUAAUGCAAUAACAACAAUAAUAAUAACCUUAUUCUUCUCUUGAUCCAAUGCUCAUUCUAAAGCAAUAGUUCUUCUUCUCUCUCCAAACAACUCAAAAAACAAGAAAUGAACCAGACUUCAACUUCUCAGAAAACCAUGAAACUGUUCUCUUCUGGUUUUUAAGGUUCUUCUUCUCUCUUGAUUGUACCUCUUUUUUCUGUUCAAAGAAGGAGACUUUUCAUCAGAAGAAGAUGACCCAGAUGGUUAAUCUAGCCAUUGGAGUGAUUUUAGUUGCAGUUUUAGUGGUUCUUCUUCUCGUUUUCUUGAACAGAAGAGGGAAAGGGAAGGAUAAUGAUGAAUACAAUGAUAUAGAGAGGAAACAAGAAAGGGAGAAAGGGGAAGAAGAAAGAGAAGAAUUGGUGAGGUUUCAAGGUGGACAAGAUCUUACUAUUGUGGAUAUCUUGGAAGCUCCUGGUGAAGUGAUUGGGAAAGCCAAUCAUGGAACUUUGUAUAAGGCUUAUUUGCAAGGAAGCAAUGCAGUAAGGUUACUGAGGUUUCUGAGGCCAGUUUGUACUGCUGGGCUUGAAGAUUUUGUCAGUGAAAUUGAGUUUUUGGGUUCUAUAAGACACCCAAAUUUGGUGCCUCUUUUGGGAUUCUAUUCAGGUCCAAGAGCUGAAAAGCUUCUCAUUCAUCCAUUUUAUAGAAGAGGAAAUCUAGCUCAGUUCAUUAGAGAUGGGAACGGUGACUCGCACCGAUGGGGAGUUAUAAACAAGAUCUCAGUUGGUAUUGCAAAAGGGUUGGAUCAUCUUCAUACUGGCUUGCAAAAGCCAACAAUCCAUGGGAAUCUUCAAUCAAAAAAUGUUCUUUUGGACAGGAAUUAUGAACCGUAUGUUUCAGAUUUCGGUCUACAUUUACUGUUGAAUUCCUCGUCUGCCCAAGAGGUAGUUGAAGCUUCAGCAGCCAAUGGCUACAAAGCUCCUGAGCUGAUCAAGAUGAAAGAUGCAACUGAGGAGACUGAUAUCUAUAGCUAUGGCGUGAUAUUACUCGAGUUACUUUCAGGGAAGGAACCGAUCAACGAAAAACCAACUGUUCCUGAUGAGGAUUUUUACUUGCCUAACUUUAUGAGAAAUGCUGUUCUUGGACAUAGAAUUGCAGAUUUGUUCCAUCCAGAAAUACUUCUAUAUAGCAACAUUGAUGGCAAUCAUGUUACUGAAGAAAAGAUUCUCAAAUUCUUUCAGCUCGCUAUGGCUUGUUGCUCUCCUUCUCCUGCUCUUAGACCAAGUAUGAAGCAAGUACUACGGAAGCUCAACGAAAUCGGAACGUAAUAUGGAUCUCGAGCAUGAUACACCUCAUAGGAGGAAGCUCCAAAACAAAUGGGUAUCAUUAUAAUUCUUGAGAACUAACUUCUCCAUGUCCAAUCCAACAUGAUUAAGAGGGUAUUGAUUCUACUGUACAUAUAUGGAAUACCAUUCGAGCAAAGAAGCUAAAGUUUUGGCAUUUAAAGGGCUAAAGAAGCUGUACAAGUUUGGUAUUUUUUAAGAAAUUUUUGUUAAAAGAUUCAUGAUUGAAGCCAGGUAGUGUUUUGCAAAAUAGGUUUCUGCAUUUUAGAACAAAGAUUCAAUAAAAACAUAUGUCAGAUAAUUAGUGUAUGGAAAAUUCUCUCUUCUGAUAUAGUUUUACAAGAAACAUGUUUUUGAUAAUAGUUUAAGUUAUUCUUUCUUCCAA